Prunus avium (sweet cherry) is the source of this 2651-nucleotide messenger RNA. Its product is annotated as O-fucosyltransferase 19-like. Lineage: Eukaryota; Viridiplantae; Streptophyta; Magnoliopsida; Rosales; Rosaceae. The record is from RefSeq and is a predicted model, not a curated record. Gene Ontology annotation, cellular component: cytoplasm.
GCCAUGAUAAAAACCGGUCUCUCAGAAAAUUAGAACAUGCGCAGAUCCGCUAUUAGGAGAUUUGAGACAGAGAACCCAAAAAAAAAACAUCCACUUCGCAAAAAAUCAGAAAAUAAUAAAGCACCCCUUUGUUCUUGCCUAGGAUUUCGGACCACCUUUUUCUCUGGGAACCCAUUGUGGAACACAUUCGACCCGCAAUCCCAACCGACGUAUCUGUUUCUCUUUGUGAUUUUUAUUUUCCCGCAAAGUUAAAUCGUACUCAACAUUUGAUUUGGUUUGGUUUCGAGGAAAAGUGAAUCAAAUCUGAUUAUAUACAGCGUACAUUUUUAGUUUUAGACAACGUUUGUGCCGGCCGGCCAUGUCGACCGGUGGCCCGAACAGCUCAACCAACAGUAGCCCAAGACAACCGCUCGCGCUGCCCACGAAGACCAGACGACGGGUCGCCGACGGCCUCAUGGACGCCGAGCGACUCCCCACGAGUAGUGUCGUCAACCCAGACAACAACAACAACGUUGUCUACGACGGCGGCGCAGGCGGCGACGAUGAGGAAAACGACAUUACCCCCAACGGUAUCAUUUUUGGGCCCUUCCACCACCUCAACGACCACAACCAUUAUUCGCCCCACCCCGUGAUGAAGUAUCUCCUGCUUCGGAAGCGGGCCUUCUUCUGCGUCCCCGACACGUGGCUUCCUCUGAUUGAGGAUGGGUUUUUAUGGACGGUCGCGAUGCUGCAGACGCUGAGAUCGGGGCGGAACAUGGGCCGUAAGAUAUUCGGGGCUCUGUUGUUGAUGGCGGUUAUCUCCGUGUUCAUCAAGUUCUCUCUUUUGAGCCACCAUGUGGAGGUGGUCGGCGAAGCGAAGAGAACAGAGGGCCGGCUUUUGAUUUUGACGUCGUACAAGGACGACUGGGCCGCCGCUCAGCAAGCCGUCACUGAGAAUCAGGCCUUUAAUUCCAUGCCCCAACGUGUUUUAGAGAGGGAGAGGUUGUCUGAAAGUGAACCCUCCACCAUGUUCAAACGCCUCCUCGAGCGGUUGCCGACCCCAGAAAUUUGGAGGAAACCCAACAGCGACAAUUUUGAUAAAUGCAUAGCUCGACCCAGGAAUCGGAUAAGAACAGGAUCGAAAACAAAUGGUUAUCUGCUGGUUCAUGCCAAUGGAGGAUUGAAUCAAAUGAGAACAGGGAUUUGUGAUAUGGUAGCCGUUGCAAAGAUAAUGAAUGCUACCCUGGUUCUGCCUUUGCUGGACCACCAGUCUUUUUGGACAGAUCCAAGUGAUUUUAAAGAUAUCUUUGACUGGAGACACUUCAUGAAAGUACUAAAAGAUGAUAUUGAUAUAGUGGAGUAUUUACCAACCCGCUAUGCUGCUCUGAAGCCUCUUCAGAAAGCUCCCAUCUCCUGGUCGAAGGCUAGUUAUUACAGAAGCGAGAUGAUCCCAUUGUUGAAAAAGCAUAAAGUUCUAAAGUUUACCCACACCGAUUCCCGGCUUGCCAACAAUGGACUUGCAUCCUCGAUCCAAAGGCUGAGGUGCCGUGCCAAUUACGAGGCUCUCCAGUAUGCAAAAGAGAUUGAGGAUCUUGGCGGAGUUUUGGUUGAUAGACUAAGGAAGAAUAGCAAUCCAUUUAUUGCUCUUCAUUUAAGAUAUGAAAAGGACAUGCUUUCUUUCACCGGCUGCAGCCACAACCUCACUGCAGAGGAAUCUGAGGAACUUCGGGUUAUGAGGUACAGUGUUAAACACUGGAAGGAGAAAGAGAUAGAUAGUGAAGAACGAAGGCAACAAGGUGGAUGCCCAUUUUCACCAAGAGAGGCAGCCCUGUUCCUUAAAGCCAUGGGAUACCCUUCAACAACUACAAUCUACAUUGUUGCUGGCGAGAUAUAUGGAGGAAAUAGCAUGGCUGCUUUUCGCUCCGAGUAUCCUAAUGUCUUUUCCCAUUCUACUCUUGCAACAGAAGAAGAGUUAGAGCCCUUUAAGCCAUAUCAAAAUCGCCUUGCAGCCUUGGAUUAUAUUGUAGCACUAGAGAGUGAUGUCUUUGUUUACACAUAUGAUGGAAAUAUGGCUAAGGCAGUGCAAGGACAUAGGAGAUUUGAAGGAUUUCGUAAGAGUAUCAACCCUGACAGACAAAAUUUUGUUAAACUGGUCGAUCAGUUGGAUAAGGGUGCUAUACUGUGGGAAAAGUUUUCUUCGGAGGUUAAAAGUCUGCAUUCUGACAGGCUUGGAGCACCAUAUGUUAGACAAGUGGGAGAGUCACCAAGGUUGGAGGAGAAUUUUUACGCAAAUCCGUUUCCUGGUUGCAUCUGUAACAAGUCAGAGGAGCAAAUUGCUAGGCAGAAGUUAGAUGAGAGACGGAGCGUAAGUGUUUCAUCUCAAAGAUAGUAUUGGGGAGAAAAUAUGUGGCUCCUGCUGUUGUGAAAUACACAAUACCACUGCUCAAGUGGCAGCUGAUAAUGGGGCUUUGAAAUGAAGUGCUUUUUCACUGGGUUUCAGAAACUCUACUUGCUUACAGGGUCGAGAAGUUUUUAAGGUUUCCCUUGUGAUUUGCAAUGCAAGUUUCGGUUAUGUUGUACCUACUACAAGUGAGGAGGGACUUCGCAGGUGAUUCAAGAAGGCAUUGAAGAAAGCAGAGAAGGUCGAGCUCGCGUAUAGUUUUAGGAUAAAA